This is a messenger RNA of Trypanosoma brucei brucei TREU927, 2391 nucleotides long. RefSeq lists its product as hypothetical. Gene Ontology annotation, molecular function: protein binding. The coding region runs from base 1 to 2391 and encodes 796 amino acids. The transcript has a single exon. NCBI's taxonomy places the organism in Eukaryota, Euglenozoa, Kinetoplastea, Trypanosomatida, Trypanosomatidae. The record is from RefSeq and is a predicted model, not a curated record.
AUGCAAGAUAAGGCGGUGCAAAAGGCGCUAAUGGAGAAACGUGCACGGUUACUUCUUGGAGUCCGCAUGAAUUACGCCCCGUUUUCAUUCAUGCGGCGCCGUAGAAUAACGGCUGCUGCACUUCCAGUGGCUGAACGGUCUGACCCGCUCAGCAUCUGUUACCGUUGCGUGCAUGAACGUCCCUUUGUGGAGCCCCCACCGGAAGGCGACAACAACUCGGACGGUGAAGCUUAUGAGACAGCCCGUGAUGCACUGCUCCAGCUUAAUAUGAUGGUGCGCCGUGGUAUUGAGCCCGAUGCCCUCAUGUACACUUCUCUCAUUGCGACCAUGGGUCGGGCUCGGUUGGAGUGGCAGGCGUACAAACUGUUUUCUCGCAUGCUGGAGAGCGGUAUCCGACCGCUUCCCGAGACGUACGUGGCUUUGCACGACGCAACGUCUCCGAGGCGACACCAUCUUCGGUGUGACUUACAACAGAAAAUCGAAGAGUCUCUUGAGACGUUUCCUGAGGAACUUGCGGAGGCUGAGUUGCAGCUACAGCGGGAAAGGGACAGAUUAUGUGUGCAGAAAUUCGAGGAGUACAUGAGCGGUGUGCUGCCACCGGCGCCACCACCGCCACCGUCGGAGCAAGAGGCUAUUUCUGUGCGGGACAAGGAGCGUGAAGGAGAUCGGUCGUCAUCUUUUGGUGGGGGAUCAAAUGCUGCGGGGUUGGGAAAAAGUGAUGCGAAACCCAUCGCCACAAUGCAUAUACGGAACCCCACAGACGCAUGGAGCACCGCUCGGAUGAUGGAUGAGCAGCAGAAGCUUGGAAAUCAGCGAGCUCAGGGUAGUACGGCAAUUUCCCUGUGUGAGCAACUAGACAAACUCCAUGAAGAGGAGCUGCGCAUAUUUCUUUCCGCUCAGAGGCAGCUACGGCACGGAAACAAAACCGACCUAGUAAAGCGUGUUCUUCACUGCGUCAGUGAAAAGAGCAUUCGAGAUAUGCUGGAGCGUCGCAAGCAUUACUUCCAGUCGGUGGCCCACAUUUUGGAAAAUGACUUGAAUUCCCUUCGUCGCGACGGGAUCAUGGCGGAGAAUAAGGCAGACGAGAGUGUUAAUAAUGAAGGUACUGAUGCAAUUCCAUCUGCUGCCAACAGUGGUGGCUCCCAGCCCGUAAUAAUUUCGUAUGCUUGUGGUGUAGACCAGACGAUAACGGCAGAGGAAAAAGAAUCGGUUGCUCCUGAUUUCCUUCACACACCGUGGGGUAUUCUGCGUAAGCCAGUUCGUCAUACUUCUACAGGGGAAAAGUCACGUAGCAUUGAUCGACUGCAACGUCUCUCGCUGAACGUAGACGAGCUGCAGCUUGUGCGCAGCAAAGCAUCUACUGGCGAUCUUGACGAGCUUCCGGAGAGUUUACUCCGACGUUACGCGUACCAGUUUUCCCUGACAUGGAAGCGGCGGCACCCGCUCUCGCUCCUGGAAGCCGUGCAGUGGCACUCUACCACGCUCCUUCCGCAACAGCUUAACGAGGAAGGCGGCGCAUCCCCCACACCAGCUCUGCGUCGCCAGCAGGAGGAUGAGGGUGUGCACAAGACGCUGGAGAAUUAUGAAGCUUUUCGCAUUAUUUCGCAGCGGACAAACAAUCUGCAGGUGGUGGACAAUAAGGAGAUUAACUUACACUUGAAAGCUAUCCGCCGUGAAGCUCUCAGGAAGGAGCGGCGGGCAGAGGAAACGUUGCGGCGCGAGCACAGUCUACUUGAAGCGGCGGCGCUCGCGGCUUCAGCGAAGUCCUUCACGCCACCUGAGGAGGAUAUGGUUCCUUCAUCGCGUGUGCUUGGUGUGGAUGCAGAGCACAAUAAUGACAACGAAAGUAGCGGCCGGCUUCUGCCAACCUCCUCAGAUUGGGAAAAGGGGGAAUCGCAAGAAGAUGAACCAAAAGAGCUGCCGCCUUGGGCAAUUUUCAAUGGCGAGGAGGAAUUUAACAUGACAACGGGACGUUUUGGUGACCCACGUAUCGGCCGCUACCAGGAGCUCAGUGACGGCCGCUUCAAAAUCCUUCCCUCCCGUGAGGCACAGUCGCGCUGGACAGUGAACCGACAGCUUCUUCCGGGAGCCCUGCAGGAUACAUUACAGCGUGCGGAAUUACAACAAAAGACUCGCGUAGAAGCUGUGGAGAAGGUACAUCAGGAGAAGCUUAAGUUCAAACGUUACCGCAAGUGGGAUGCGUUUCUGCGAAAAGCGCAGGAUAAGCAGAAAGGGAAGCCCCAAACCGACGAUAAGGAAGGAGACGGGGAUGGUAAAAAGAGCGCUGGGCCGCUUCCUGCGAAAAAGCGACUCUCUCUGUUACUGCGCAAAGGGAAAGAUAAGGCACCCAUUGACGAUGCUGUUAAGGCUAAGUAUUGCAAAACUCUGUAA